AUGACCACAGUUCUGAAGACAACCGCGCUCGGCGAGAUCCGGGGUAAAACUGGCGAUGGAGUGGUGCAAUACCUCGGGAUCAAAUACGCCACGCUGCGGAAUAGACUGGCAGAAGCAGAGCUCGUAGAACGGCGGGAUGAUGGAGAGGUCCUCGAUGCUACAAAAGACGGGCCAGCUACGCCGUCGAUCACAAUCGGGUGCGACCUCGAACAGGGUGCCAUCCAACAUACCCUCCCCAAGAAGGACAUUCCUCAGUCGGAUCUCGACUGUCUGAACUUGAAUAUUACCGUUCCCAAGGGCACGACACCGGCAUCGAAACUGCCGGUCUUCCUCUUCAUCCACGGCGGUGGAUUUGUUUUGGGCGCGAAUUCCUGGCCUCAAUUUGACUACGCGCGGCUGGUCAAGCUGUCGCAGGAAAAGGGAUAUCCCAUCGUCGCUGUGUCGAUCAAUUAUCGUUUAGGCGUCUUUGGGUUCCUGACAUCAGAGGAGCUGCGCAAUGCUGGCUACAAAGCCAACAAUGGAUUCAGAGAUCAGAAGGUUGCGAUCUUAUGGGUCCGAAAGCAUAUCCAGGACUUUGGCGGGGAUCCUGAGAAUAUCACGCUUGCUGGCAUGAGCGCUGGAGGAGCCUCCGUGGUUCAGCACAUUCACUCAGAGCAGCCUCUUUUCAAACGCGCAAUUGCCAUGAGUGGCACAAACCUCCUGAUGAUUCCAUUUCCCCUGAGUGUCCAUGAGCAAGGUUACGAGGAUGCCAUGAAAGCGUGGGGUCUGGCAGACGCAACGCCCGAAGAACGUAUCAAAGCUCUUCUCGAGAGACCAGCCCAGGAUCUAAUUUCGAAGCUCCCUCCUACCGUAUCCAUCGGGUUUGCAGUAGACGGCGAUCUGAUUCCCACCAUGCCCACGUUCGAAGAAAUUGGAGAUAAAGGCAAAAGUUACCCGAAAGGAAAGACUUGGUGCAAGGAACUGCUUAUUGGCAAUGCUCAGAUUGAUAUCAGUGUUUUUGCAUACCUCAACCCGCAGUUGAAGAAUAACGCUGCGAGACGAUUUAUCGAUGCUGUCAAUCAAGCUCUUCCCGAUCACCCCACAGAGGUGCGCGAGCUUCUUCAGAAAUAUGGAAUCGCAGAAGGCGCCUCCGAUGAGGAGGCAUUUACAGGCGUUCUCGACUUCCUUAACGACGUCGUCUUUUUCGCACCGGUCUUGACAUACGUGAAAGGCUGGCCUGGAAACGCCUAUGUCUACUACUUCAACGAGGAGAACCCCUGGGAUGGACCGUGGAAAGGUCGAUCCAGCCACAUUCUGGACCUGGCGUACCUCUUCCAGAACUAUAACGAGUUCCUGACUCCCGACCAGCAAGCGGUCGCUACGGCUUUCGCGGAAGAUUUCUUCAAGUUCUGUCACGGCGUGGCGCCGUGGUCUCCUGUACAGGGCGGGGAUAUCGAAUCUGGCUUCACAGCCCGUGUCUACGGACCCAGCAGAGAGAAGCGAGUGACCAGCGUUGUCUCCCAGCCCUACGGGGGUGAGACACAGAGGAGACGCACUCUCUUCGACUAUGUGGACAAGGUGCCGCUAGACAACCUUUCCAAGGUGUUUGGUAUUUUCAAAUCCAGUAGUUAG
This is a messenger RNA of Rasamsonia emersonii CBS 393.64, 1611 nucleotides long. RefSeq names its product Carboxylesterase. The coding region runs from base 1 to 1611 and encodes 536 amino acids. The transcript has 5 exons. The record is from RefSeq and is a predicted model, not a curated record. NCBI's taxonomy places the organism in Eukaryota, Fungi, Ascomycota, Eurotiomycetes, Eurotiales, Trichocomaceae.